CUAAAACUUGCCUCUACAAACCGGAUAUGGUCGCGAAACUGGGGUCAGAAGUUCUCUCUUACAGCCAUCUUGGAUAUAACGACCCAAGUCGCAACCAUGCCUGGAGAAGCCACAGAAACGGUCCCAGUUGAGCAGCCCCAGGCAGAGACUGGAUCAGGCACAGAGUCGGACAGUGAUGACUCUGUCCCUGAGCUGGAGGAGCAGGACUCUGCACAGACACAGACGCAGCAGGCCCAGCUUGCAGCAGCAGCUGAAAUAGACGAGGAACCAGUCAGCAAAGCCAAACAGAGCCGCAGUGAGAAGAAGGCACGAAAGGCCAUGUCGAAGCUUGGUCUCAGACAGGUUACAGGAGUCACCAGAGUUACUAUUCGCAAGUCAAAGAACAUCUUGUUUGUCAUCACCAAACCAGAUGUAUACAAAAGUCCUGCGUCAGACACAUACAUUGUCUUCGGUGAAGCUAAGAUUGAAGAUCUCUCUCAGCAAGCCCAACUGGCUGCUGCCGAGAAAUUCAAGGUACAGGGAGAAGCUGUCUCAAAUAUCCAGGAAAACACACAGACGCCCACAGUACAGGAAGAGAGUGAGGAAGAAGAGGUUGAUGAGACUGGCGUUGAAGUUAAAGACAUUGAACUCGUCAUGUCACAAGCAAACGUGUCGCGGGCGAAGGCUGUACGCGCCCUAAAGAACAACAACAACGACAUUGUCAAUGCUAUUAUGGAGUUGACAAUGUAAUGGGACUCCAACUAAAAGUUGAAGAAAUGUUGCUGAUUAAAUUUAAGCUCGUUUAUACAAUUUAUACCCAAGAUGGAAAUAAAAUUGUGGCUUGAAAAAUC
Molecule: messenger RNA, 830 nt
Organism: Boleophthalmus pectinirostris (great blue-spotted mudskipper)
Lineage: Eukaryota; Metazoa; Chordata; Actinopteri; Gobiiformes; Gobiidae
Gene: naca
Product: nascent polypeptide associated complex subunit alpha
Exons: 8
Coding region: 97-729 (210 amino acids)
Biological process (GO): protein targeting to membrane
Cellular component (GO): nascent polypeptide-associated complex; cytoplasm
Source: RefSeq, a predicted model, not a curated record